AGCUUGACGCAGUAUAAUAAGUGUGGUGUGUCCUAUUCAGUACACGGCAUUCCCGAAAUCCGCCGCUCGUCGUCUACAGCAAACCCAAUCCCUCUAGUCACCAUGGUUCACGAAGUGCAAGAUCUGGAUGAGUUCAAGUCCAUCCUGAAGGAGGCUGGAGACAAGCUGGUGGUGGUGGACUUCACAGCCACAUGGUGCGGACCCUGCAAACAGAUUGGACCAGAAUUUGUAAAACUGUCGGAAAAACCCGAGAACAAGAACGUGGUUUUCCUGAAGGUGGACGUGGAUGACGCUCAGGAUGUGAGUUCACACUGCGACAUUAAAUGCAUGCCCACAUUCCACUUUUACAAGAACGGAGAGAAGGUGGCCGAGUUCUCUGGCGCCAACCUACAACAGCUGAUCGAGAAAGUGGAAACUUUGAGAUCUUAAAUUCCCACCGACCAUCCACACACACUCACACACCCUCGUUGUAUAAACCACAGUCCCGCUGUAACCCUAUGUACAUGCUUGAGAAAUUCCAGUUUAUAUAGAAUCAGGUCUUCAAUCCCCCUGAUGGGAUGUGAUUUAUUCCACUCAUGUUGGUGACAUAGUCUAUCGGUGUCUGUAUCAACUGUCUGAACAACUGGUUGAAAUAUCAUCUUAAAAAAAACCUAAUGACCACUUUUAACUCAGUUUUAUAUGACUAGAUUUUGCUCCCGACAAACUUCCCCUGAACUUUUUCUUUGUAUGUUAUGUUUUCAUCAAGGUGGAUUUAAUAAACGAAGAUGAAUACCAGAAA
This is a messenger RNA of Scomber scombrus (Atlantic mackerel), 778 nucleotides long. RefSeq names its product thioredoxin (gene txnb). Lineage: Eukaryota; Metazoa; Chordata; Actinopteri; Scombriformes; Scombridae. The transcript has 5 exons. The coding region runs from base 103 to 429 and encodes 108 amino acids. Gene Ontology annotation, molecular function: protein-disulfide reductase activity. The record is from RefSeq and is a predicted model, not a curated record.